GCAUCUUUGGUCCCUCUUUCAAGGGAAAGCGCGCCAAAGAUGACUCUCAAGAUGAAAUUAGUCAUGUUAGUUUUAACUCUUCUUCUACUGCUACUAGUGCCAGGAGAGUCACUGCUACUACCACUAGUAGUACUCCCACGGAGGUUAAUAUGUCUCUCGUCGCUGAACAUGAUGAAAAAGUGCGGCAGGAGCAGCAAGUUGGUCAGAAACCUCAAAAGCCUGAGGCCAUAAAAGUCGACUCGGAUUCGGGCGCGACGACACAACGAAGGAAUCUCUUAGCUGAAUCACAUCACUCUUCAACGGAAGGACCAUAA
Molecule: messenger RNA, 314 nt
Organism: Amoebophrya sp. A25
Lineage: Eukaryota; Dinophyceae; Syndiniales; Amoebophryaceae
Source: the annotation of a GenBank genome assembly